Molecule: messenger RNA, 4598 nt
Organism: Lolium perenne
Lineage: Eukaryota; Viridiplantae; Streptophyta; Magnoliopsida; Poales; Poaceae
Source: RefSeq, a predicted model, not a curated record
CUUCCCUCCCCCUUCCUCCUCUCUGCUCCACGGCCGAUCGCCAUCGCCAUCGCCAUCGCCGCCCACCACCACCACCGCCACCAAAUCCGCUUCCUUCCACCGCGGACUCGCUGCCGAAAGUGGCGGUCCAAGCUCAAAAUACCUCUACUACUACCACUACCGCAAGUCACGCACAGCAGCAGCACGACAUUUCUUCCGACGCUGACGCCUCCCUGAUUUGACCCCCGGCGAUCGAUCGCUUCUCGCUCUGGACUUCUUCUGGUUUGCCGGGUCGCGCACUGUUUUGGUUCCUUCCGCUUCUUGGAGCUUUCCCCACUUGGCCGCCCGCCGAGCUUCCUCCUCAAGAGGUUUGUGCUGGAGGCCGAGAGGAUUCAUGCCAUGGCUCUUGAGACAAAACAAGUUGCUGCAUGUAUCAAGAAAGUUCUGAGGUCCUCUGUUAGAAAAAGCUACAGAUGUGUCUCUGAACAUCCAGUCCUUCUCAGUUCGGGUGUUUUGAUCUACUUAUUGUACAGAUCUUCACCGGGUUUCUUUGCAUUUCUGUUAUCAUCUUCGCCUGUAAUUAUAUGUACUACUCUUCUUCUGGGAGUCCUCCUGAGUUAUGGGGAGACAAAUCAACCUGAAGCUGGUGAGGCUGCCAAGAGUACUCCAGAGAUUUCAGAUUUUAAGCUUGGGAACUUUUCAACUGAUGUUCAGUUUGAGUCAGAUCAGAGAAUUUCAGUUCCUAGUUUUAGGAGUACCACAGAAAACCUCAAUGAAAGGGAAACUAAGAGGGUGCCGUCUGUCAGACAGAGGUCUGGUGAGCAUGGUGAUGAUGUUCCUCUUCUGAGAAGAGUUGAUGAAGAAGAUGAGAAACUUGAACACCAUGACAUACCUAAAGCAUUAACUCCAUUUCCUUCCAUGGUCAAUUUUCGUCAACAGGUUGAAGCAGGGGAUGGAUGGCUCUUUAACCAGGAAAGGGAAUACAAAGAUUCAUUCUUUAUGCCAGAAAAGGCUGAAAGGAACACUAGCUUAUUUGAAGGUCUGAACGACAAGGGUGCAUCCUUUGGCAUGUUUUCAUCCAGUGAAAAUGAAAAUGUUAUCAAACAUGCUGAAAUGGUGGAGAAUAUGAAUCAAGCAGCUAGCAAACUAAGCGAUAUAUUGGAAGAGAGGUCAAGUAAUGAGGUAGCUGGAACUAGCAGGCCAACUUAUGCUGUUUCCCUGAACCAGAAUACAGAGCCCGAUGAGCUGAAGGUUGAAACUAGCAAGGCCGUUGAGGAUAACCUCCUCGAUUCCUCACUUGGUUCACCAUGGGCAGCUGUUGGCAGUGAUGAUGGUUCAUCUGGUUUUGACUCUGAUGGGGAUGAGAGUUCUUCACCUGAUGCUUCCAUGACUGACAUCGCACCAGUCCUCGAUGAGAUUGACCCUCUUCUGGGUGCUGGUUUCACUCGUCCUGAUCCCAUUCCUAAUGAUGAUUCAGACACGGACUCACAUGUCUCCUCACAGGAUCAUCAAAGUGAUGAUGAUAGUAAUGAUGAGGAUGCCAACGACGAUGCUAAAGACAGUGGUGAGGUGAACAAGAAAGAUGAAGGACAGGAAGCUGCAUUUAUUUGGACAGCGGAUGAUGCAAAAAAUCUGAUGGAUCUUGGAUAUUCUGAGAUGGAAAGGAACCGCAGGUUGGAGAUUUUGAUGGUUAGGCGAAGAUCCAAGAAGAACAUAAUAUUUGAACUUGACAAUAAUCUGACAGAUGUCAGUAGCAACGACACUGGGAUACAUGACUUAUCACGCUUCCAUGCACAAGUAUCACAUAUCUCAGUUCCAAGGAGGAACCCAUUCGACCUACCUUAUGAUUCUGACGAAGCAGCAAUUCCUGGUUCAGCUCCUUCAAUCCUGCAUGCCAGAAAGAACCCAUUUGAUUUUCUUGACAAUUUGAGUGAAAGUGCCGUCCCUGCACAUGAUAAUUUAAGCGCUGGGGAAUCACCAGCAACUUCUCAUCGUGACAUCUUCAGAAGGCACGAGAGCUUCAACUUUGGAAGUACAAAUGCUACCCAGGCGAGACGUUCGUCUAGACUGAAGCCAUAUUUUGUCCCUGAGACAGUGGAAGGGGGCACAAGUCAUUUUGAAAGGCAGUUCAGUGAUAAGAGCGAGUCUAAAUUAAGUUCUGUUACUGAAUCUGAUAUUGCUUCUUCGGUUGCGGAUCAGGAGGAUCACAACGAACUUGAUGAAAAGGAUGUGCACAAGGAGCAUGUGUCACCAGCUCUCGCGACACAGGACAGUGACCUGGCAGAUGCUGGAAGUGAAUGCUCAGAUGGUAUCAACUCUGUGGAUGUUGAACUAGACCAUAGCGACAUUGACGAACGUGAGAUUGCUCUACAUCAUUUUGUCUUUGAAAGAUCGGAAGAAAGAGAAGCAUAUCUUACCUCCGCAAAAGGGAAGGCCCAUGAUGGAGAUUGCAUGGUCAAAUCAGAUGGAAACUCCACGAUGCCACUUAAUCCAGUCGCUGACUUGCUUAGCUGGGAAGAUGGAGAUGGUGAAAACUUCCUUGGUGCUAAGUCUUCUAUGGCCUCAGACACAACAGUUGAGUUAUCAGAAUGGCUUUCCUCUCCCAGGCCAGCUGAAGAGAACGAGUUAAGAUCAGGGGAACUUUCUCUUGGUGCGACCAAUAUAGCUGAGGAGGAUGGAAAUAUUAUUUCCAGGUCCUAUCCAAACAAUGAAAUCCCACCAGAAAUUCUGAUUCAUGGGUCGAUGGACUUGCUCACAGAUUUUGAGAAGGAAACAUUGCCUGCAAUAUCUAUGGACCUUCAUCCUAUCCCUGAAGAGAGGGUUGUCGAGAACUUCAAUAUACAAGAAAAGCAUGAAACUGCAACAUUUACUGUUAGUGGUACUGCAUUGAGUGACUUGCAUGUAAUUGAAGAGCACUUUGAUGUUGACACCGAAGUAAGCCCGAGCUCUGCGGCCGCUUCCUUGUGCCCUCCUGAAGUGAGUGACUCCAUCCAAUCUCCGGUUGAGCCUAAAGAUAUCUUAAACCCAUUUUUCUCCGUGGCUUCUGAACCUGACAGGGUAGAUAUGGUUGAUAUGAAGGAAGAAUUAACUUCAGCUUAUCUACUUGAUUCUGAUGAUGAUGCUGAUAAAAUCUAUCCUGAGCCUUUAGAGGAUAACGUUAUUGAUGAAAGUUUCCUGUCGGAAUUGGACGCGGUGGGUGACUUCCGGGUAGAACCAAUGAGACUGGAUCAGCAGGUGCCUGAUCAUAGCUUCCACACUGACAACCCUGCUGGUGGUGUUACUGAAGACUCAUUGAUUAGCCCUGAGAUUUCUGAUGACAAUACCAUGUCAGAUGCUAGUGCAUUAGACUCUCGCGAGCGAUCCCCAUCGGUCGAUUACCUAAGUGGCUCUGAUCCUGAAUUUAGUUGGUCAUUACGGACAUCUCAUGAUGACCCUGAGCAGACUGUCUACAAUCCUCGGCGAAAGAUUCUUGAAGCAAGUUCAUUUGAAGCAGUGAAUACAGAGUUGAAACUACCAGAAGUCACAGAAGUUUCUUCAGUCAACACACCGUCAGAAGCAUACUUGGUGGUUGGAGCAAGUGAACUGGGGGUUACUGAACAUGAGCCCGUGACAGGUAGAAUUGAUGCCGAGAUGACGCCUGUUGAUGCCAAGUCUCUGGACGACAUAGAGACGGCUUUUAAACAAGCGAAUGAUGGUGCUGAUGAGCCAAACCUGGACACAGCAACCUCACAUGUCUCAGAUCUUGAUGUUGAUUCAGAGCCCUUCGAGGGUUCGGAGCAGUUACAUGUCAUUGAAGCAAAAUCAGUCAAUGAUAUUUUUUCUGCUUUGGAGGAACACUCUCGCCUUGAUGUGAAUAGUUGCUUGGAACAAAACGAAGAUAAAGAUGGCUGUGGAGAGACUGCAGAAUUUGCAGCACAAGAUAAUCUUCCAGAAGGUACACAUGCUCAAAGUCUGCAUUUGGCUACAGAAGAUACGAAGCCUGAACUAAUGAAGACUGCAAGCAACAUGAGUUGUACUGAGUCAAACACCCUCGAUGACGACGUAAAUGCAGUGUUCAAGAAGCUCUCUGAUGGCCAUGAGGAGAGUACUGUGAAGACAAUGCAGUCCGAGGAUGCUUCUGUGAAAUCAGAGGGAAGUGAACAUCAAUGAAUUGCUAUCACUAGAUUGCUAAAAGAUAAAUGCAGCCGCGGAAAUGUUAACCAAGUUGGAACAGACCAUUCUUGAUUGAAAAGGUUAUUUUUGGUUAACAGACGAAUCACUCCUUUGAGAACCACGGUAUAGCUGUUCCACAUAUAGUUGCCAAUACUCAAGAUAUGAAGUUUUGCUCUAGAUUUUUGUGGAUGGUCUUUUUUUUCUCGGUUUGAGGUUUUUGACCGUUUGUAUUCAAAUUUGAUUUGUUUUGUCCUUUUUUUUAAAAUUCUCCCCUCCUCUGCCCGUAAUUUGUUUGCUCGGGCAGUGUGGUGUGGUACCAGGGAGAGAGAACAGUGGAUUCUAUCAUGUAAUGUAGAUUUCUUACGCUACUUGAUGGAACUGAGAGUUUUAUGUAAGAGCUCAUGUGCAGCUGGGAAUUAGAGGAAGUACAUAUAAGGCUAAGUGCAUUGCUUGCCGUCGAUUUUUCA